AUGACACACGAAACAACUGACGACCACGGAAAUGCUUCGACGAGCACGAAUGCUAAUGCCAACAAAAAAACAUUUCGAUCGAAUACCGAUCAAACACAUCUGGUAUACAGACGACCGGUUCGAACAUUGUUCGUCUCUGGUUUACCGAUGGAUGCCAAGCCUCGAGAGCUCUAUCUCCUAUUUCGAGGAUUCAAGGGCUAUGAAGGAAGUCUAUUGAAAGUAACAAAUAAAAAUGGGAAAAAUCUAUCACCCGUUGGCUUUGUUACAUUUGCCAAUCGUGUUGAUGCUGAAACAGCUAAGCAAGAACUUACCGGAGUUCGCUUUGAUCCUGAUCUACCAGCAACUCUCCGUCUUGAAUUUGCUAAAUCGAAUACAAAAGUUCAAAAGCCUAAACAUCCAACACAAAAUUCAUUAGCAGCCGCAACGCAACAAUUCAUACAAAUCCCACAGGAACUUGGUGCCGCUUUCUUUCCAACAGAAGCUUGGGGUCAGCCAUUAACAUUCGAUUUGGGUCCAGCUGGUCUUCAUCAUCCAGCUCUAUUGCAUACUGCCAUACACGGCCCGCCAAUGUUGAUGAGCUGA
Adineta ricciae is the source of this 582-nucleotide messenger RNA. The record is from the annotation of a GenBank genome assembly. Lineage: Eukaryota; Metazoa; Rotifera; Eurotatoria; Adinetida; Adinetidae.